Messenger RNA from Tilletiaria anomala UBC 951, 2303 nucleotides. RefSeq names its product DUF1446-domain-containing protein. Lineage: Eukaryota; Fungi; Basidiomycota; Exobasidiomycetes; Georgefischeriales; Tilletiariaceae. The transcript is spliced from 6 exons. The record is from RefSeq and is a predicted model, not a curated record. The coding region runs from base 143 to 2245 and encodes 700 amino acids.
CGUCAAUAUGAGGACGCAGCUUCCUAUUCGUGCUUCCUUGGAUCGAUUCGCACGAACGCCGCCCGCGAUACCUGCCUCCGAAGCUGCACCGUUGUAUCAAAUUCGAAGAGAAGUCUUGGAGCGUUCGCAUUUGGAUUAAAAAAUGCCGACGCAGGACAAAGAAGUUCGCAUCGGGUGCUACAGUGCCUUCUGGGGUGACUCGCCCCAGGCCGCCUUCCAGAUGGUACACCAGCCCUCUCCUCCUUUACACUACCUCGUCGCAGACUACCUGGCAGAGGUGACGAUGGGACUGCUGGCGCGUAGAUCACGGAUGGCGAAAGCCGGCAAAGCCAAACCCGGCUACAUCGAGGAGAUCGUACCGCUCGUUAUCGCCCCCUUACUCGCUAGCCUGCAAGCCAACGGGACCAAGCUGAUCAUUAAUGCUGGCGGCCUCGAUCCUGUCGGGCUGAAGAAUACUAUCGAGACAGAAGUCAAGAGGCAAGGUAUGGAUCAAGGUACUGAUGCCCACAAGGUAGCUGCCGUGUGGGGCGACGAUUUGCACGCUGAGUGGGAACAGCUUGUAUCGUCAUCUUCUUUCACACAAUUCUCUCAUUUUAACAUCGAUGCGGGUCCUUCUCUCGAACCCCUCCUGCAUCUCCCGAAACCGGGGGCUGGGAAAGGCAGUGACACACUGCUCUCGCUCAAUGCUUACAUAGGAGCGGCGCCCAUUGCUGCCGCUCUUGACCGAGGUGCAACGAUCAUUAUUACGGGUCGCUGUGCCGACUCGGCGCUGGUGCUUGCGCCGCUCAUGCACGAAUUUGACUGGCCCCACACUGCAAACGAGAUCGGCGGUUGUGGAAACAGUGCGACGCAGGAUCUGCAGCGGUACUACGACCGCCUUGCAACAGCUUCUCUUGCCGGCCACAUCAUUGAAUGCGGUGCGCAAGCUACCGGCGGAAAUUUCACUGAUUGGAAGGAGGGUGCUUUCAGUGGGUGUGGGGGCUGGAGCAACAUGGGUUACGGUAUUGUCACCUUCCCGCGCUCCAAAGAUGGGCUUGUGUUUGACGUCAGCAAGCCACCGGAGACAGGAGGCAUCGUAUCUGUUCUGUCCGUGGGUGAGCAGAUGCUCUACGAGGUCCUCGAUCCAGAAAAUUAUAUCUUGCCGGACGUUACACUGGACUUGAGCCAGGUCGAACUCAAGCAGGUCGAGCGCGAACUUGUCCGCGUCUCAAAAGCACGGGGCAAGCCACCGCCAUCGCAUCUAAAAUGCACUGCAAUCCUAUCGAAAGGCUACAAGAUAUCCGGCGAGCUCUGCAUUGUAGGAGAAGAGGCCAAGUUGAAGGCUGAAAUGCUCGGGCGUGCAAUUCUUACGCGCGCAGGACGCGCGAUGAACAUGCGCGGAUUCGCUGAAUUUGAAAAGACAAGAAUUGAGUGCGUCGGUGCCGAGGCCAUGUUUGGCGCUCAUUCGAGAUUAGAUGGGUCACGAGAAGUGGUUCUUCGCAUCUCAGCAAGCCACAAAGAUCCGAAAGCGCUGAUGUGGAUGGCUCUGGAGCUGGCGCAGGCAGCGACAUCAACGGCGCCGGGUAUCACGGGACUUGGCGCCGGACGAGUGGCCCCUUCGCCGCUGUUCAGCACGCAGUCCGUCCUCAUUCCUCGCGAAGCUGUCGAAUGCAAGACGCUCGUUGCUGCUGAAAGCGCGCAUUCGACCUUCCGGCAUGCAACCCAAGGCUCGCACGCGUACCACCGUGGAGGUUCUGCACAGAAACGGUCGUUUCCACAGAUCAAUCUGCACGCCUCUUCCUCAAUCUUGCCAUUGCCGGACAAUGCGCCACACAUGCUGGCAUACACAGCCGAAGCAAGAGAGAUUCCUUCUCCGCAGAGCGCGUACUCACUCUCGCACCAGCUCGUGCCCCUCAUCCGCAUCGCGGUCGGACGCUCAGGCGACAAGGGCGACUCGGCAAACAUUGCAUUCAUCGCGCGGCGUCCUGAAUUCUACGGCAUUAUCCAGUCGCAAGUAACCUGCGAAACCGUGCGAUCAUACCUGUCUCACCUCCUCACACCUAAUGGGCCGGACGGUCAAGGCGGCAGUGAGAUUGUCAGAUUUCUUGCCCCGGGCGUCAAUGCCGUUAAUUUUGUUGUCUCAAAAUGCCUGGGUGGCGGCGGCCUCUUGGGUCUGCAAUACGACCGUCAAGCCAAGACGUUCGCUCAGGUCGGACUUAGCGCCAUCAAAGUCAGGGUACCUUCGGGUUUGCUCGCUGCUCUUUAGUUCCCUAAAGCCCAUCACAUCUGUAUUCUAAUUGACACAUAAGAUGAGGAGAAGGAGC